Juglans regia (Persian walnut) is the source of this 1323-nucleotide messenger RNA. RefSeq names its product tropinone reductase homolog. The transcript is spliced from 6 exons. Gene Ontology annotation, molecular function: oxidoreductase activity. The coding region runs from base 193 to 993 and encodes 266 amino acids. The record is from RefSeq and is a predicted model, not a curated record. Lineage: Eukaryota; Viridiplantae; Streptophyta; Magnoliopsida; Fagales; Juglandaceae.
GAGAAGAGAAAGUCAAUGCCUCAAUGUGUAGAACUUCGCUAUGAUUGGCAGGCAGUGCAAUUAUUUCGGAAAUUGGAAAAACAAGUUUAUAAAUGGACUUGAACUCAUGAACACCUCUUCUCUUAACUCCACGGCAUUUGCCUCUUGACUACUUCAAAGCUAGAGGCUAAGAAGAAUAGCAGAAGCAAAAACAUGGCAGAGGCAGAGGCAGAGGCCAGUUUCAGAGAACAGAGAUGGUCUCUCAAGGGCAAGACCGCCCUUGUCACUGGCGGAACCAAAGGCAUUGGAUAUGCCAUAGUAGAAGAGCUGGCUGGACUUGGGGCGGCAGUGCAUACUUGUUCCCGUAACCAAACAGAGCUCAAUGAGAGAGUAAGAGAAUGGGAACUUAAAGGGUUCAAAGUAACAAGUUCAGUUUGUGACCUCACCUCCAGAUCCCAGAGGGAGAAGCUCAUCGAGACUGUAUCCUCUGUUUUUGGUGGCAAGCUCGACAUCUUUGUAAACAAUGCUGCAACAUGGAUGCUCAAAGACGCUAUACAGCAUACUUUAGAAGAUUACUCGGCUGUAAUGGGUGCCAACGUUGAGUCUCCCUACCAUCUUUGCCAACUUUCACACCCACUUCUGAAAGCAUCAGGAGCUGCAAGUAUUGUGUUCGUAUCCUCCAUCGCUGGUGUCAUAGCUCUACCUAAAGUUUCAGGCUAUGCAGCAUCCAAAGGAGCAAUCAACCAAUUAACAAAGAACUUGGCUUGUGAAUGGGCAAAGGACCAUAUUCGCUCGAACGCUGUUGCACCGUGGGCAGUCAGGACCCGGGAUAUACCCCCUGAUGCUCUUCGUUCUGUUGAAUAUGACAACCCAAUUUCUCGAACUCCUCUUGGUCGUCCAGCAGAGCCAAAUGAGGUCUCAACAGUGGUGGCGUUCCUUUGCCUUCCUGCUGCUUCAUACGUCACCGGCCAAGUAAUUUGUGUCGAUGGAGGAUACAGCGUGACUGGUUUCUAGCGAUCGAACUCAUUAAUGUGGUGUUACUAUUAGAGUUCCGGCUCAAGGUGUUGAUAAUACGAAGAAGUCAGGUAAGCGGGGUUCAUAUACUAGUUUUGUAUAAAAUAAAUAAAAGGAGGUUGACUUUGAGAAUAAAUGUGUUUAUUUUCUUUUUGAAAGAGAUGAUCUGAAAAUAAUUUCAGAUGUUUAUUAUGCAUAUACAUAAAUUCUAUAUAAGAGAAAGUGUUUUUCUGUCAUGACUGGUGUAAACAUGAGCUAGUUUUGUACACUUUAUUUCUGAACUAUGUAAAAGAGCGAAUAUGAAAAUCUAAAAGUUUUAUUAUGAACAAA